AUGCGCAGAGCACUCGAGGACCAGACAGACUACUGGCGAACUCUUGAUGAGGGCUCAUGGACCCCAUUGUCAUUUGCCCCACGACGCCAUCUUGCAGGUGGAAAGGCGUAUACAGUGCUGUACGUCUACGUUGAAAACCAUGCCAUCAGCCUGUACAGAUUCUUCGAUCUUUUCCCUGCCAAAGUUGAUAUUGGCCUCGAAGAUGACCAGAAAUGGAAAGUCAUCAUUACCAAAGAUGAUGUAGGGACUGGUGUUCCCAUUUCGUACAUUACUCUGAGUUACCGGUGGGGUUCCCACCAAACCACCCGUCUCUCUUCGUCGAAUCUACCCUCUUUCCGAGCCGGGAAACCCGUCGCACUCUUACCUCUAACAUUCCGAGAUCUCUUUGUUGUAGCUCGUCACGUUGGUAUACAGUAUCUUUGGGUCGACUGUUUGUGUAUCAUGCAAGACUCGGUCGCUGAUUGGGAUGCUGAGGCUGGGACCAUGCGAAAUAUCUACGCAAAAGCAUUCUGCAACGUUGCGGCCACUGCUUCCAAUGAUCCCGACGGCGGUCUUUUCCGACAGCGAGACGCCGAUGCAAUCCGCCCUGGAAUCGUCGAAUCUACCUUGACGACCGGAUCUCUCGAAAGGAAUUUGAUCUUUACUUCCAAUUACUGGUACAAUCGUCUUUACCGCGGUACGCUCCACCAUCGGGGCUGGGUAUUCCAAGAAUGCUUCCUGGCGCCACGGUUGCUGUACUUCACACAAGACCAGAUCAUGUGGGAGUGCAGACAGACUCACAGAUGCGAGGGGUUUGUCGAUGGAGUGCCGGGCCAUGAGCCACCAUCAAUUGACCAUAGUCAAAACACAGAGAGAACCUUGCGCGAAUGGACGCACCUGGUUAUGCAGUACUCCGAAUGUCAUUUCACGCGACCUGAGGACCGCCUCAACGCAUUCUCCGGGGUCGCAAACCUAUUUCAAGAAGCCACUGGAUAUCGGUACUUGGCCGAACCUGGGCCAAGAUUGUCGACGAAAUACCGCGCCCCAUCGUGGUCCUGGGCAUCCAUUGAUGGACCCGUGUACAUCCGGGGCCCGAAUGCGAAGAAAGUCAUAGACUUCUUUGUUCAAGUCGAGGACGUCGGUGUGAUCACCAAAGAUGUCGACCCAACUCUCAAUGUGGUCGAAGGAUUUCUCACGCUGCAUGGCCCUUUUGUUGGAAAAUGGAUGUUCUCCACAGAAGAUGCAUGCACGUUGGUUGCCGGACACAGCGGAUGA
Colletotrichum gloeosporioides is the source of this 1254-nucleotide messenger RNA. RefSeq lists its product as uncharacterized. NCBI's taxonomy places the organism in Eukaryota, Fungi, Ascomycota, Sordariomycetes, Glomerellales, Glomerellaceae. The transcript has 4 exons. Bases 1 to 1254 code for a protein of 417 amino acids. The record is from RefSeq and is a predicted model, not a curated record.